AGGUGCGAGGGAGCAUGCGCAGAUUGGAAACUGAGCUCCGCUGUCGUCGAACGCCGCUCUCCUCCGGGGUUAUCCCUGGAGCACGCGGCAGCCCUGGAGAUGCUUUCGGGGAGCAUGCGCAAGACGGAGGCCGAACUCUAUUCCACGCGAGUCGUGCCGAAUUCCCUCGGCAACGCGCUGCGGUGUGGAGAUACGAAGUGACCGAAGUCGCUGAGUCUCCCACUUCUAGGAUGGAUGCUAUGCAUCCUUUCCACCUGGAUUUCUUGGAAAUCCCCAGUAAAUCCACCCAGAAGCCAGAACAUGCCACUAUAUCAGAAACAGAAAAUCAAAACCAGCCACAGUCUGCAUUAAAAGCACUACAACAUCAGUUGGAAUCAUUUCAGGCUCUCCGUUUGCAAACUUUACAGAAUGUUAGCAUGGUACAAUCUGAAAUUAGUGAAAUAUUGAAUAAAAGUAUUAUUGAAGUAGACAGUCCACAGUUAAACACAGAAAAGGCAACCAAGAAACCUGUUGAAAAACUUUGGGAAGAACAAAUUGUCACAAUAUUAUGUAAGGACAGUCAAGGCCAAAAUACCUUUAAGCAGUCCACAGAGAACCCAGAAGAAACCCUUUCUAAGGAGAAAAUGAAUCAUCUUGGGGAGUGCAGUAGUAGUCAUCCUGUGGGAGAAAAUUCCAAUUCUGUCACUGGCAACAGUAUCUCCCGAGGUGUUCCAUCCCAGGUUACUUUCAAGAACACAUCAACUUUGAAAAAUCAAACAAGUAGAUUAACUUCAAGCCCAGACAUGAGCACUUUAGAGAAACCAAACUUACUCGAGAAUCACAGUGAUUUGUGUAAUUUUCUACCUUACAUAAAUCAGAUUUGUGCCAAUACAACUACUCCUGUGGAAUCUAAAAGUCCCAUGCCUUUUCUCAAAGUAGAACUGGGUGGAACCUUAGAUGAUGUUUGCCUUUCUAUCCAAAAAAUGAAAGAUGAGCUUCAAAGAUCACAUGAAAGGGAACUGGCCCUAGCAAAUGAACUUCACAUGUUAAAGAAUGCUACAGAUACUCAAGGUAAUUGUUCAAAUAUCAUAAUUCCUCCAAAAGUGGAAAAAGCCAAGUGUAUUAAAAAAGAAAAGGUAGAUGAUGAAUUAGAUGUGGACACAAAAUCAAAGAGACUUUUAGCAUUAGAGGCAUUAGUAAAUAAAUUGAUUCCAAUAGAGGAAACAAGGUCAAAAUCUAGUACCAAUUAUUGUCAAAACUGUCAAAGCUUAACUGAGAAUGAUUGUACAACAAAUGUUAACCAUAUUGCUAGGCAAAGUGAAGAAAGAACUGAGAAAAAUAAUUAUGAAAUUCCUGACACUGAAAGUGUUAAACAUUUCCAAUCAGAUGCUAGAAAUUCAAAAGAUACAUCAUUAAUUGACCAAACAGAACGUGAAAUGAAAGAUAAAGAAAAUCAAUUAUUCGAGUUAUACCAAGGAUCACUAAAGGUUGAAAAUGAGAAGUCACCAAAAAUCAACCCUGUAACCGAUCAGUAUAUUGCAAAAAUUCAGUAUUUACAAAAUUAUCUAAAAGAAUCUAUGGAAGUACAGAAGAAAGUACUAGGAUUGGAAAAUGAAAAUCUUGACCUAAAGACAAAAAUAAAACCCAUGGUCUAUACCAUACAGUCGCUAAUGCAGAAAAAUUCAUCAUACCAAACUCAACUUAAUGAUUUAGUUGAAGACAAGAAAACCAUUCAAGCUAAGUUAGGUAAAUCAGAAGAAGAUAGUAGAGAAUGUAUUAUUGAACUGAAAAGAAUAAUACAGAAAUAUAGUGAACUCCAAAAUGUAAAUAAAAUUCUAGAAGAAAAAAAUGGCCAGUUCUAUUUGGAGAUACAACGCAUGAUGGAAUUAAUAAAUCAGUUAAAAAUUAAGGAAGAGGAAACUCAAAGUAAAAUGAGUCUUGUCAAUAGUGAAGUGAAUCGAUUGAAAGUAGAGCUAGAAUCUUUGAAAACAAGUUAUUCAGUGUUACAAAAUGAUAAACAGUUACUAGAUAGAAAAGCAUGCCAACUUCAGAAAGAAAACUGCUCACUCCAGCAUGAACUAAAUGCAAGUCAUUUGGAAAUUCUAGAACUAAAAGAAAAUGAGAGAUUAACAAAAUUCGAUCAAGAGACUCUUCUUCAAGUGAUAGAGAGCACUAAGAAUGAAAAGCUAACUCUUGAAGCCACAUUACAAGAAUCUACAGCUGCAAGACAAAUAAUAGAGCAAGAGGUUGAAAAAAUCCAAUCCUAUCAAUGUGAUGCAGAAGAGAAGUUUAUAGCAGAACUUCAAAAUGCAAAGUCCAAAGCCAGCUAUUUUAAGAAUGGUUUAUCUGAAAUGAGCAAGGAAUGUGAGAAGUUAUCCAAAAUGGUUAAGAGUCUUCAGUCAGAUAACCAAGUUUUAAAAGAAGAAUUAAAGAGUCAUACUCAAGAAAAUCUAAAAUUUGCAAAGAACAUCAGUAGGCUAACUGAAGACAAAGUGCUUUUAGAAAACUAUUUAAGAACAGUAGAAAAUGAAAGAGACAGUUUGAAAUUUGAAGUUCAGCGUCAACAAGAUUACUUUAGCUUAGGUGAUAUAUUUUCAAAUAAACGUCGUAACCUGACUCAACUGACUUACUUAUCAAGAAGUGAACCACGCCAUUUUGACGACUCAUGAUACUUGGGAAAAAAUUUUUAAUUUCGGGAAUAAUAUUUUAGAGCAUGACCCAUAAGGCAUAUCACCUUAAACUGCAUCAUUCUCAUCCUUUCAAGAAAUGAUAAUAAAUAUUUGUGACCAAUAAGAA
Monodelphis domestica (gray short-tailed opossum) is the source of this 2775-nucleotide messenger RNA. NCBI's taxonomy places the organism in Eukaryota, Metazoa, Chordata, Mammalia, Didelphimorphia, Didelphidae. The record is from RefSeq and is a predicted model, not a curated record.